Messenger RNA from Electrophorus electricus (electric eel), 2194 nucleotides. It is a transcript of the gene spra, whose product is annotated as sepiapterin reductase a. Gene Ontology annotation, biological process: tetrahydrobiopterin biosynthetic process. Gene Ontology annotation, molecular function: sepiapterin reductase (NADP+) activity. Lineage: Eukaryota; Metazoa; Chordata; Actinopteri; Gymnotiformes; Gymnotidae. The record is from RefSeq and is a predicted model, not a curated record.
AAGAGUCAAUACGCGUAUAACGAAACCCUCCGAGUUAUGCAGUCGGCCAGCAUGGAAACUAAAGCCAAUUCGAACAUGUCAUCGCCAAAGGCGACAGACUUCGGCACAGCCCUUUGCAUUAUAACCGGGGCCUCAAAAGGUUUGGGUCGGAGCUUGGCUAGAGAAAUAGCGGGGCUCUUAAAACCUGGGUCAGUGCUCCUACUUGUUGCAAGAUCUGGAGAUAAGCUUCAGCAACUGCAGGCGGAUUUGGUCUCGUCCGAAGCUGGCACAGCCGGCUUGCAAAUUCGCUGUGUGGUGGCAGACCUGAGCCACAAAGAAGGAGUGGAGAGCGUUGUACGACAGGCCAAAGAGACCUCAUGCUCUGGGAUCGACCGUCUACUCCUUUUCAACAACGCAGCUUCACUUGGCGAUGUAUCUCGGUACGCACGAAGUUUCACGAACAUGGACGACGUGGAUUCCUAUUUGUCAUUCAACGUGAGCUCGGCUUUGUGUUUGACUGCGGGGAUACUCGGGGCCUUUCCACAUCGCAUCGGCAUACGGCGCUGCAUAGUCAACAUCAGUUCGUUAUGUGCUGUAAAGCCAUUUUCCUCCUGGGUCCUAUACUGCAGUGGGAAAGCUGCGCGCGAUAUGAUAUUCCGGGUCUUGGCUGAGGAAGAGCCGGACCUCAGGGUUCUAAACUACGCACCAGGCCCUCUAGACACAGAUAUGCUUCUGCAGGCCAGGACAUUCACGGCUGAUGCCACUGUGAAGGAGUCUAUCUCAGCUAUGCAUUCUGAAGGCCAUGUGCUCACCUGCGAGGAGUCUGCUGGCAAACUGUUGAAGGUCUUGCUGGAGGACAACUACCCCUCUGGAGCCCAUCUAGAUGUUUAUGAUGUGUGAGUAACAGAAAAGCAUAAAUACUGAUAGCAGAAAUUGUCAGUUCUAGUAUAGUUUAGUUUACUGAUGCUAGUACAAUUUAGUUCAUUGGUGCUAAUACAGUUUAGUUAAUUGAUAUCAGCGAUACUGAUACCUUUUUGUUGUGUCCAUUUCAACUCAUGGCUAUUUUGAAGUGGAAUAGUUCAUCAGUGUGAUGACACUGACCAGGUGGAACAUCAUAGUCUUUUUAUAUAUAUAUAUAUAUAUGAUGUAGGAAUAAACAAAGAGUCAAUACUGUGAUGUAGUAUUGGUCUCAUAUCAGUGAAAAGAUUACAGCAGUGCAUCUCUAGUAUUCAUGAAGUUUAACUUUUAUAUUCAAAAUUAUGUAAUUGGCUUAAUUGUAUAUGUAUAAUUUAACCUUAUCUGAAUUCCACUGAAGUUCACUUCAUUGUCUCUUCUAUUUUUAUGUUACAAGAGCAUUACCAAUUACCAACUGGAGCACUUUGAAAAUUGUACCUUAAUUUAAUGCCUUAUAAAUGUUGUCACUGAUGUUCUUAAAUCAGUGGAUGUAUUUUGCACAGCAUCAACUAAGUAAAAUAAUUGUGAGGCCUAAUAUUUCAUCUAGAAAUGUUGCAUAUUACAAGCCAGCAGAUUUUUAAACAUUAUUUUACAUAUAUGUUACUGAUAAUCAUGAGCCUUAUUCUUAUUAUUUUGCAUUGCUUUUAAAUUAUUGCCGAAAGGCCAGCAGUCAUUCUAUGAGCUGUAUCUUCUUUAUAUCAGCAAUAGGCUGCCAUACCAAAUAAAUAGCAGCAGUUAUUUGGUCAAAAACAGAUCAAUCAACAGUGACGCCAGUAAGAGCCAUCUUCCACAGUAAACAAUGCUCUGGUGCAGCUGACUUCUAAAUGCAAUGCAAGUGAAAAGACACAUGGGUUAUAAUCUACAUAUAAUGGAAUAAAAAAUAGAUAUGGCAGUUUGAUGGGCAUGGCUUUAGGUUAUAUGGGAUGUAUAUUAGACACUGAGAGUAUAAUAAAAUGUGGGCCAAACAGUUCAUUCCAGGUACGAGGUUACAAGUUUCUUAUCCCUAGAUGAUUGUAUGUAGAUUUCAUACUGUUGUUGUAGGCUAACCACUACGGUAUUACUUUUAUGGAGUUUUAAUGUCAGGCUUUGUUUCAAAUCUGUUAAUGUAAUCUUAUAUAGAUGGCAUAUAAUUGAAGUUAUUAUAUGUAUUUGUAGUUAAUAUAAUUGUAACUAGUUUUUAAAUGGUUCUUCAUGUACUGUAUCCCAAUUAUAUUUUUAUUCAAACUAUCCUCCAGAAUAAAGAUUUAUUGUUUAUCCAUCA